CCUCUUCCCUCCUUUCCUUCCUCCGGCCUCUCCGUGUUGGUCUCUGAAGCGGCAGAGCUUGUUUUCGCUUCCUAAUGGCCCCACCUCGCCUGGAGUUUCUGCUCCUCCUGGCUUGCUGCUUCUCCUCCUCCAGCACGCAGCUCCUGGACUGGGUUUGGGGCAGCGUGAAGACCACGGGAAGCCCAGCAGCACCGGGAGAGGGAACCGUGGCGCUGGAGCCGCUCGCCUCCACAGCAGCUCCCAGCCCAGCCCCGGGGACGUGGGGUGGCCAAGUGAUGGGAGACGUCACCCCCCCAGAGCACCAGGGGCCAGAUCCCGGCUCAGCAGCACCUGUGGCUGAGGGGAUGGCAGCUGAAAACGCUGAGCAGGGGGACAGCAGUGCCACAGGGCCGGGGGAGAGCAGGGCACGGCCGAGCGUCGCUCCUCCCCGCAGCACGUCACCUGCCCCUGGCCAGGAGGACACCAGCAGCCCUGCCGAGGACCCGCAGCUCCUGGGGACAGCGGCCACCAAAAACCCACAGCUCCUGGGGAUGGUGACCAGCAAGGACCCGCAGCUCCUGGAGACACGGGUCACCAAAAACCCACAGUUCCCGGGGACAGGUACCACUGAGGAGCAGCAGCUCCUAGGGACAGAGACCACUGAGGACCCGCAGCUCUCUGGGACAGAGACCACUGAGGACCCACAGCUCUCUGGGACAGAGACCACUGAGGACCCACAGCUUCUGGGGACAGGGACUGCCAAAAACCCACAGCUCCUGGGGACAGGUACCACCGAGGACCAGCAGCUCCCAGGGACAGGGACCACCAAAAACCCACAGCUCCUGGGGACAGGUACCACUGAGGACCAGCAGCUCCCAGGGACAGGGACCACCGAAAACCCGCAGCUCCCGGGGACAGGUACCACCAAGGACCAGCAGCUCCUAGAGACAGCGACCACUGAGGACCUGCAGCUCCUGAGGAUGGUGACCACUGAGGACCCACAGCUCCUGGAGGCAAGGACCUCUGAGGACCCACAGCUCUCUGGGACAGUGACCACUGAGGACCCACAGCUCCUGGGGACAGAGACCCCCGCAGCAACAUGGGUGUCCUUGCAGAGACCAGCAGGUCCCCGGCCAGAGAACCUGAGCACUGAGGUCAGCCUCCUGGAGCUGAUCGGAGACCCCCCACCAGAGGAGAUCCUCAAGAUUUAUGGCCCUGACAACAACCCCGGCUACGUCUUCGGCCCCAACGCCAACACGGGACAGGUGGCCCGGUACCACCUGCCAAGCCCUUUCUACCGGGACUUCUCCCUCCUGUUCCACAUCCAACCCACCACCCCCCGGGCUGGUGUCCUCUUUGCUGUCACGGACUCCUCUCAGAGCAUCAUCUACGUGGGGGUCAAGCUCUCGGAGCUACGGGCGGGCAAGCAGCAAAUCAUCUUCUACUACACAGAGCCAGGCUCCUCGAGCUCAUAUGCAGCAGCCACCUUCACUGUGCCCACCUUGCUCAACCAGUGGACACGCUUUGCCAUCAGCGUGGAGGAGGAGGAAGUCAUCCUCUACCUGGACUGUGAGGAGCACGAGCGAGUCCGCUUCGAGCGCUCCCCGGACGAGAUGGAGCUGGAACAGGGCUCCGGGCUCUUUGUUGCUCAAGCUGGAGGGGCUGACCCAGAUAAAUAUCAGGGGGUGAUUGCCGACCUGAAGCUGCGAGGGGACCCGCGGGCAGCCGAGCGCCAGUGCGAGGAGGAGGAGGAUGACACGGAGGAGGUCUCGGGCGAUUUUGGCAGCGGGGCAGAAGGCGGACACCAACCCUCGGGGAAGGACAGGGGCGUCCCGGGGCUGGUGGAUGCUGUCCCUGUCACCUCUCCCCCCGUGGCCGUAGGGGGUGGGCCGAGGAGCAGCGGGGGCUCCCCGCAGCAAGCCGAGAGGACCAGAGCAGAGGAGACACUGCGGGUCUCCACAGGAGGCACCGGCUCCAAAGGGGAAAAGGGGGAGAAGGGUGAGCCCGGCCUGAAAGGGGACUCGGGGACCGGCAGCGCGGCGGGAACGGGCAGUGUCAAGGGGGAAAAGGGGGAGAAAGGAGAACUGGGUGUUAAGGGCAGUGCUGGCUUUGGCUACCCUGGCUCCAAGGGCCAAAAAGGAGAGCCAGGAGACCCUGGCCCCCCCGGGACCCUCGUGCGGCACGCUGAUGGCUCGGUGGUGGAGCAGGUCACUGGUCCCCCAGGGCCACCGGGGAAGGACGGAGCCCCCGGCAGGGACGGCGAGCCCGGCGAUCCCGGCGAGGACGGCAAACCCGGUGAAAUGGGGCCUCAGGGAUUCCCUGGGACACCGGGGGAGCCUGGUCUGAAGGGAGAGAAGGGUGACCCAGGCGUGGGGCCCAGGGGACCCCCUGGACCACCUGGUCCCCCAGGACUGCCAGGACCCUCAUCCAAGCAUGACAAACUGACCUUCAUCGACAUGGAGGGCUCUGGCUUUGACGGUGACCUGGAGGGCCUGCGGGGUCCACGGGGGCCACCUGGUCCUCCAGGGCCACCCGGCGUGCCUGGUUUGCCAGGGGAACCGGGAAGGUUUGGGAUGAACCAAACAGACCUGCUGGGACUGCCAGGGCUGCCAGGCAGGGAUGGGAUCCCCGGGCCCCCGGGGCCAGUGGGUCCUCAGGGUCCUCCUGGAAGAGAUGGGGCACCUGGGCAGCCAGGGCCCAAAGGAGAGCGGGGUGAUGUGGGUGACCUCGGCCUCCCUGGUGCACCAGGACCCAAGGGCAGCAAAGGAGAAGCAGGACCAGCAGGACCCCCAGGAGAAACAGGGUUAGCUGGCCUUCCCGGGCCCAUGGGACCCCGAGGGCCACCAGGGCCACCUGGGCCCCCAGGACCACGAGGGCCAGGCUACGAGGCUGGAUUUGGUGACAUGGAGGGCUCGGGGCUGCCGUUCACUGCCAACUCCCCCGGACCUGAAGGACCACAGGGGGUGCCAGGACUGCCAGGGGUGAAGGGGGAGGUUGGCAGCCCCGGGCAGCCUGGUUUGCCAGGACUGAAGGGAGAUGCUGGUGUGCCUGGUGUGGACGGCCGCCCUGGCCUGGAGGGCUUCCCAGGACCACAGGGACCCAAAGGUGACAGAGGCAGCCCUGGUGAGAAGGGAGAGCGAGGCCAAGAUGGUGUGGGGUUGCCUGGCCCCCCUGGUCCACCUGGUCCCCCUGGACAGGUCGUUGCUGUCUCGAGUGAAGAUAAGUCUUUGGUGGCUUUGCCUGGUCCGGAGGGCAGACUGGGUCAUGCUGCCUUGCUGGGCCCGGUGGGACCGAAAGGAGACCGGGGGUCAUCUGGUCCCCCAGGCUCCCCAGGGUUGAAGGGAGAGAAGGGGGAGCCCGGCGUCAUCAUCAGCCCCGAUGGGACCAUGGUCACUGCCAAGGUGAAAGGAGAAAAGGGUGAGCCGGGGCUGCGGGGACCGACGGGACCCAUGGGUCCCCAGGGACGAGCAGGGAUGAAGGGAGAGAUCGGCUUUCCGGGCAGACCCGGACGUCCCGGCAUGAACGGGCUGAAGGGUGAGAAGGGUGACCCUGCUGAUGUCAGCAGUGUGCUGGGCUUGCAGGGUCCCCCAGGACCACCAGGUCCCCCGGGCCCUCCCGGGCCACCUGGCAGCAUAGUCUAUGACAACAGGAACGCCUUCGGUGACUCUGGCCAUCCCGCGCUGCCUGCCUUCCCCGGUUUUCCUCAGUUUCCAGGACAAAAGGGAGAGAAAGGUGAUGCUGGAGCCCCAGGCCCCCCAGGCCACUUCCCCUACGACCCCAGUCACUUUGGUGCCAGCCUGCGGGGUGACAAGGGGGAUACAGGUCCCAAGGGUGAGAAGGGCGAGCCAGGCAGCACCCCGCUCUAUGGUCCCAGCGUCCCUGGGCUGCCAGGACCUCCCGGGCCACAGGGCUACCCUGGACCGCCGGGUUCCAAGGGGGACAGUAUUGCUGGGCCACCAGGGCCUCCUGGACCACAGGGCCCCCCUGGUAUUGGAUACGAGGGGCGGCAGGGCCCCCCCGGCCCUCCUGGCCCCCCUGGGCCACCCUCCUUCCCAGGUCCCCACAGACCAGCUCUCAGCGUCCCUGGCCCCCCUGGACCACCAGGACCACCCGGUCCGCCAGGCACUAGCGGGACAUCUCUGGGGCUGCGUGCCCUGCCGAGCUACCAGGCCAUGCUGAGCGCCGCGCACGAGCUGCCCGAGGGCGGCCUCAUCUUCCUCGCCGACCGGCAGGAGCUCUACGUCCGCCUGCGCGGGGGCUUCCGCCGGGUGCUGCUGGAGGAGCACACCCUGAUCCCCAGCUCAGCUCUGGACAACGAGGUGUACGACAAGCCCCCCAGCGUGCACUACGCCGGCCCUCAGCCCCGCGGACCCCUGCACCCUCUCCGCAACCACAGCCCCCCGCCCACUGCCCGACCCUGGCGUGGGGACGAGGUGGUGGCCAACCAGCACCGCCUGCCCGAGCAGCCCCUGCUCCACCACCAGCACGAGCUCCUCAACAGCUACUACGUCCAUCGCCGGCCGGAUCCAGCCCCCGUGGCCGCCCACGUCCACCAGGACUUCCAGCCCGCCCUCCACCUGGUGGCCUUGAACGCCCCGCUGAGCGGUGGCAUGCGCGGCAUCCGGGGGGCUGAUUUCCAGUGCUUCCAGCAAGCCCGGCAGGUCGGGCUGGCCGGCACCUUCCGCGCCUUCCUCUCCUCCCGCCUCCAGGAUCUCUACAGCAUCGUCCGCAGGGCCGACCGGGCUGCUGUGCCCAUCGUCAACCUCCGGGAUGAAGUGCUCUUCAGUAACUGGGAAGCCCUUUUCACGGGCAGCGGGGCCCCACUGCGCGCCGGUGCCCGCGUCCUCUCCUUCGACGGCCGGGAUGUCCUGCGGGACGCGGGCUGGCCGCAGAAGAGCAUCUGGCACGGCUCGGAUGCCAAGGGCCGGCGCUUGCCCGAGAGCUACUGUGAGACGUGGCGGACGGAGGAUCGAGCUGUGACCGGGCAGGCGUCCUCACUGGGCUCUGGGAAGCUGCUGGAGCAGGUGGCCAGCAGCUGCCAGCACACCUUCAUCGUCCUCUGCAUCGAGAACAGCUUCAUGACUGCCGCCAAAAAGUGACGCCCACCCCAUCCCUGUCCCCUCUGCCUUCCUGGGGAGGGUCGGGCCAGCCUGCACCCCCGGCACUUCCAUGGUCCUCAGCCCCUCCAUCACCUGCCCUUGCCCCCUCGCAGGGUUUUCUUCUCCUCCUGAAGACCUGAAGCCAAAGAGUAUCGCCAUGGCCCCUGCUCUGGGGGGCAGGGGCUCGCAUCCCAGCCGGGUCAGGACAGUCAGGGGCUGGCUGCCUUCCUCCUCCUCCUCCCCUUGCUCCAUUUCUCUUCUAACCCCUCGUAUUUAACCACUUCACUGCUCAGAUGCUCUUUCAGGGUGGCUGGGCGGGAGGGUGCUCCGCAGGGCGAUUUCAGCACUGGUGUGCCCUCCUGGAAAGCAGGAGGAGGGCGGUUCUGUCACCUCCCCCAGCCCCACACUUUCCUCCUCAUCAGGAGCUUGGGGCUGGAUCCAAAUCCCUGCUGCUGGGGCCACGGGGUCUUCACCAGCUGAAACCCCAGUAACCUAAGGGAUCGUCCCAUGGCGGCGCCGGGGACGGCACCUCCAUCCUCCCCAGGUAAGGUCCAUGCUACCUGGUCUCAUCAUCAUCCUCACCUCCACACCCCCCCACCCAACCAGCAGCUCAAGAGCUUGGGGCAGGGGGGUCUGGACCCCCCCAUCCCCUCUGCACACCUUCAAACCCUCCUUCCAUGCCCCCCCACCGCCCCAACCCUGGUCAGUGUGGGGACCAGGGCCAUGGGGUGUCCUUGGCAUGUGUUUACGAGCACGUGUGGUACCAAGUGCAGGCAACCACCAUCAUCCCCCCCCUCUCCAGGCCACUGUUGCUGUGCCCUCAGGGCCAAGGCACAGCAAAGCUGGUUUGAAUUGGUGUGGGCAAACCCAAGGUGCUAAAAAAACAACAACAACAAACAAAACCCCACAACAGAAAAAAAAAGAAAUCUG
This is a messenger RNA of Apus apus (common swift), 6008 nucleotides long. RefSeq names its product collagen type XVIII alpha 1 chain (gene COL18A1). The record is from RefSeq and is a predicted model, not a curated record. NCBI's taxonomy places the organism in Eukaryota, Metazoa, Chordata, Aves, Apodiformes, Apodidae. The coding region runs from base 75 to 5078 and encodes 1667 amino acids. The transcript has 42 exons.